Molecule: messenger RNA, 2934 nt
Organism: Misgurnus anguillicaudatus (oriental weatherfish)
Lineage: Eukaryota; Metazoa; Chordata; Actinopteri; Cypriniformes; Cobitidae
Source: RefSeq, a predicted model, not a curated record
AACACACACACAUGCUGACCAUCCGUCUGUACAGUCACGGCUGAUACAUACAGUGCACAAAGCUCACUGUUUACUCGCAUGCUUGUGUUCACUUGGACGUCUGCUGUGGAGAGAGGGGUUCACCACUGGUUUACCAGACCACUGGUCUACACUGAUGAUCUGUGGACCUGAAGCAGUUCAGAUUUUUAUUGAUACGAGUGAUGUCUUCACGUUAAAGUCUUAGCAUAAACAAGUCUUUGUGUGUUCACAUGGACAUGCAUUCUCAAUGAAUGCAUUUAUUUAGAGAUGCUAAAUCUAUAUUAUUCUAUAAAAGGAGAUAUUGGGAAUAUAUUUCUGGUUUGCUAUGAAGAUGAUCACUAUUCUUCUACACCUGACUGCGUUGUUGGCGAGGACAGCAGGCAUUGAAGAUUCACCUGUGGAUAUAUUAAAAGAUAUGAACUCUGUUUAUCCUGGAGAAUGCAGCUAUAACUUCAUACUGCCAGAACCUGCGAAGGACACAACAGAAGAACAUGAUGAUGAAGGUAAUAGUCUUAAGAAAGAACAUGCAUGUGGGAGGCAAAGGCACUUAAAUCAGCGAAUCAAACACCUGGAGCUUACUUUGGACAGUUACACCCGUCGACUCCAAAGGAUUGAGGUCUAUAUAAAGGACAGCCUGACAGAUAACACAAUGCACCUGUGGAAUAACGCUGUACAUAGUGAUAUGACAGCCAUGCUGGAUCUUGGCACCAGAUUGCUUUCCCAGUCAACCCAAUACAUGAGGACACUAACAGAAAUGGAGACACAGGUUUUUAAUCUUGAGAUCCAAUCAUUGGAAAGCUCCCUGUCCUCUGGCAAACUUGAGAACAAACUUCACCGGCAAACCAAUGAGAUCCAUCAACUCCAGGACACCACAGACACCCUACAGCAGCGCAUGCGUGACAUGGAGAUGCAUCAAAGCGCAGAACUGAGCUUGGUUAAAAGCGAGCAGACUGAGCUCCAGAGACUGCUGGUUUCCCAGAGCUCCUCCAUACAGAACCUGAAGCUGGAUCUAGAGCUGAUCAUCGCCAACAACAGCGCCCUCUAUCAGGAACAAAUGCAAUUACGUAGUACCAUCAAUGAUCUGCUUCAAAUCUGCUCCAAGAACAAAGUGCGUUCAAAUGUUUUUAAAGAAAUGGAUGAACAGAGAAAAUACAAAGACUGUGCCGAACUCUUCAGGGCUGGAUUUACAGAGAGUGGAAUUUACACCAUCUACAUUAACAUGCAUGACACGCAUAAGGUCUAUUGCAACAUGGAGAGUGCUGGUGGGGGCUGGACCGUUAUCCAACUCCGAAAAGAUGGAACGCUGGACUUCCACAGAACCUGGAAAGAGUAUAAAAUGGGCUUUGGUAGUCUGUCCGGAGAACACUGGCUGGGAAACGAGUUUGUGAACAAGUUAACCAGUCAGAAGCAGUACGCUCUUAGAGUCGAGCUGGUGGACUGGGAGGGCAAGAUGGCUUUCUCACAGUAUGACAAGUUUAACCUGGGCAGUGAGAAACAAAACUACAGGCUGUUCCUGAAAAGCUACAGUGGGACUGCUGGCAGACAAAGCAGUUUGGUGAUAAAUGGGGCUGAUUUUAGCACAAAAGACGUGGAUAAUGACAACUGCAUGUGCAAGUGUGCAGUCCUGCUCACAGGCGGCUGGUGGUUUGAUGCUUGUGGUCCAUCUAACCUCAAUGGGAUGUACUACACCACUGGGCAAAAUUCAGGGAAACUUAAUGGCAUCAAGUGGCACUACUUCAGAGGUCCCAGCUAUUCUCUACGUGGCACCACCAUGAUGAUCCGUCCAUUAGACUUUUAAGAUACACACUGAAAAUUCCCAAAGUUACACUUUAGGUUGUAAUGUAUAACCAGUUUAUUUUUGUCGCUUUAAGCCUGUGUGGGAAGGUAUGACAUAUGUUACAUUUCUCAUGUUGUUUACUUCACACAUUAUUGACAUUACUCAUUUUAUUUUCUGUUGUUUGUAAUGCUUCCUUAAGUUCACUUCAUAUUUACUGGAAUUUCUAUUUGGCCAGCAAAAAGUGCGGAAAUAUAAUGUAUUCUCAAGGAUCUUGUGUAAUUUACUAGUUCCAUUAUAUAUUUAAUUACAUAUAAUUUCCACCAGCUGUAGCCAUCAAGCCAAUUAUUGGGUAAAUCAGAAUAAAUCAGAACAUUUAAGUAUACAAGUUGAGUCAUAAUAAAUAAAGUGAAAUGACACAGGGUGUAUUGAACACACUUUAUUUAAUACUUUGUAGAAAUUCCUUUGUUGGUGAUUAUAGCUUCUAGACUCCUCUUGUAUGGAGGGACCAGUCAUCUGCCUUGCUUAGGAGUGAUUCUGGCCCAUUCUUCCACACAAAUGUGACCAGUCACGGAAAGUAGGGACACAAGUCGGAUUUGGGCCAUUUUGAGUUAUUCACAGAUUCUGAAAGUGCUGUUUCUAAGCUUUCCAACGAUGUGUAACACAUGGAAAUCUGAUAACAUAUGAAGAAGUUGUGGCCAUUUGAAUAUAGGAACUCAGAAAUACUCAAACCGAGAAAAUCGAGACGAAAGAGACUCUUCUUUCCAACUGGGGGAGACAAUAGGGCUCAUUUACAUCUCAUUAAGCUAAGCCAUACCCUCUGUAAAGCCGUUUUGAGAUACUGAUGUUCUAGCAUCAUGUAGUAUUUUAUGACAGAAGUCCAAAUGACAACAUGCAAAAAUAAACAUUGACUUUUUACCUUUGUGUUGAUCACAACUCGAAUCCAGUCUGUUUCAGAUUAUCCAAUGACCAUUUUGUCCACAAAUGCGUAUAAUCCGUGAAAUAAAGAUGUGUAGUCUAUAUUGUUGACAUCAGAUUUCGCAUGAAUGUCUAGUAAUACAACAUAAUAUACAAUCUGAGGACUAUUUACAUCGUAACAUGUAAGGGUAUAUGAUUACGCUCCGUUAAACACGUGAACCCGC